This is a messenger RNA of Endocarpon pusillum Z07020, 1356 nucleotides long. RefSeq lists its product as uncharacterized. The record is from RefSeq and is a predicted model, not a curated record. The transcript has 2 exons. Bases 1 to 1356 code for a protein of 451 amino acids. Lineage: Eukaryota; Fungi; Ascomycota; Eurotiomycetes; Verrucariales; Verrucariaceae.
AUGAAUAUACCAACUCCUACUGUGACCUGGGAGGAGGGACCAUUUGGUCAAAUGCAACCAAUAUGGACAUCAGAGCCUUCAGUUGAUGCCAUCAAAUCAGUCGUCCGGCAAAAUCUCGACUUGGAUCAGACUAUCGAAGUCGAUUUCCUCGCUCAGGGAGGCUUCAACAAACUCUACAGCGUCAAAAUUGGCGACACUGGCCAUGUAUAUGUCAUGCGUGUCAGCCUACCUGUCGAUCCUCACCUCAAGGUCGAAAGUGAGGCGGCGACGAUAGAGCUAGUCAGACAGCGUACAAAUAUCAACGUGCCAGGCGUCAUUGCCUUUGACUCCUCAAACCAAAACCCACUUGGGUACGAAUGGAUUCUCAUGAAAUUCAUGAAGGGUCAGGUUCUUGAGACGGCGUGGAAGGCCAUGACUUGGGGGAACAAAGAAGAACUAGUCAAAACGGUUGCGCGAUCUCUAGCGGAACUGUUCGAGCAGAGUUUCAAGGGCAUUGGCAAUAUCUACUUCGCUAAAGGUGGCACUGCCCCUCGAGUCGGGAUGCUACCAUCGGUGGAGAACCAAAUGUUCAAUCACACUCUUCGGGUUAUGAUUUUGGUGAAAUGGUGUCAAUGGCGCUCUUCUGGAACAACCGUCAAAAACAUAAGUUUCAAAUAUGGAGCAGUCAAGUUUGAUGGUGGGUUCAACUUCGAUCAAGACCAAGCGGAGGGGCUGACGUCAAGCCCUGAUGGGCUACCACCCCUAUCAACAAAACCGGAGUCGAUUUCAGGACAUGAUGACGAGGAGAUUGAGGAUGCAAAAAGUGUUGUCAGGCUCGCUGAGAAACUCAUUGAAUCAAUCCCACUCUUUUUCUCCAACGCAAGCACGGAGGAGGCUGAAGUGACAUAUCUCUACCACGACGAUGUAAACCGGCACAACAUUCUAGCAGACCCAGGCGAACAAGGCGUGCUCACCGCCAUACUAGACUGGGAAUGUGUUUCAACUGUUCCCCUGUGGAAAGCUUGUCAGUAUCCCCUUUUUCUGCAAGGACAGCCGCGGCAUGACGAAUACUUCUGGCCGGAAGCAGAGCAAGUCGCAAGCGGAGAAGAAGUUGAACAAGUCUUGUAUGGGGCACACAUUUUGGAGUAUGAGCAGACAAAGCUGAGGCGAAUCUUCGAAGAAGAAAUGACGAAAGUGGUACCAGAGUGGUCCGAAGUGCGCCAGAAAUCUAUUCGACAAGCCGAUUUUGCUUUGGCGGUCAAUUGGUGCGAUGGCCCAUUUACCCAUAGACGAGUCAAGGUUUGGUUAGAGAGAACUUUGGCAGGCAAGAAAGAGUACCAGCGGCUGGAGGAGGUGAAUCUCUUUGAAGAGAGUUGA